CAAAUCUCUGGGAAAAGUUACUCCCAUUUUAUCGCUCUGAGCUCACAGUCGGACAAAUGUCAUGCUCUGCUCCAUCACAUUCAUUGGUGUCCAGGGAAAUGGCUUUGCAAGAAGGAAACUUAAAAAUAUCUGAAAAUUACUGACUUCAGGGGAUGGACCAGGUAUCCUACCAGCUCCAGCAAGCUAUAAAAGUGACAGAUUUCUACCAUGCACGUGGAGACGUUAUGAGGGCAAAAAGGAUAUUUUGGAAGGAUUUUUUUCCAUUUACUUGGAUAAUGGAUGGAGAGACUUUAACAUCGACAUUAUUACCCGCACUGAAUGCAUCCCUGGGUUCUGCUAUGACAUUAGAGCAGAAGACAACAUUUGCCUUUGUCAUUUUAUUGUUCAUCAUUUUGGGAGUCCUUAUCAUCAGGUGCUUUAGGAUUCUUCUUGAUCCGUACAGAAGCAUGCCAACGUCCACUUGGGCAGAUGGAGUGGACGGACUGGAGAAAGGGCAGUUUGAUUAUGCCCUGGCAUAGAUGGCAGAACAGAAAUAAUCUAAUAAACGUAUCAUGAGACAUGGAACCGAAAUGACAUCGUGAAAAAAAUAAGAUAUUCUCAGUCACAGAUAUGGGAUCUAUUAUCAGGAAAUUUAUUAUUCAGAAAGUUCUGAGACACAGCACUGCUAUUUCUAUUUUCCAUAGUCUUUUGUUUACAAAUAAUUGCCAAUUUUUGUCUAAUUUGCUCUGUAAUAAGACAAUACCUUGUACUUGAUUGUAACUAAGCUAGCAUAAAUCCAUACUUACAAUCCUAUUGCUUUUUCUUUUCUUUUAUAUGCUUUGUAUAUGUAUGUUUUAGGUGCCAGAUUACAGAAAGACCCCUUAUCUGCAAAGCUCCAGAUCCUAAGCUUUCUUUAUAAUAGAUCUCAUGCCAGUAGAAUGGUGUAAUGAAGAAACUACUGUAUUAAAGAAUUUUAUAUUUAGAGUUGACUAAACAUUUUUCAGUGUAAUAACCAAUUAUUACAAAAUAUAUAUUUUAUAUUGUAAAACAAAUGCUAUCUUUUGUUGUAGGGCAAAGGGACAUACAACUAUCUAAUAUAUAAGUAUAUACAUAACUCAUAUGUCAAAUAGAGGAAAUCUUUUGUGUGACCCCUAUAGUUAUUAUUAUCAUUUUGUGUGUUCAUGUGUGUGUGGUGUCCACUAAAAUUGUAGGAAAGCAUGUUACUGGGCAUCAUGGGGAAUGUGAAAAAACAUCAUUAUUUUCCAAAGCAGUUUGGAUGAGAGAUAAUUGUUAUUAGCCCUGCCAUACCUGACAGAAUAUUGCAUAGGGAUAGUUGUUUACAGACUGUAAUGAGAUGACCAGAAUAUGAGUGAAACAGAAUACUUUUUCCAAAGUUUCUGUUUUUGUUAUGAAGCACAUAUAUGAAUCUUAUAUGUCAGUUAGUUUGAUGUAAAAACUAAAAAAAGUUCUUUGAUGCAUGAGAGAUGAGAGAAACUUUCCAUGUUGUGCUGCUGUAAUGAAUUCAAUAAGAUUUAUAAUAGUGACCCAAGAGGCACUGUCUUGUCUGUCAGUUUUGCUGCUCACCAAGAAAAAUCAAAGCUUUUAUGAUAAUACACUCAUUUGUUUCGCUUUUCACACCGUAAAAUAAAAUAUGAAUCAGAAUUUCAAACUGUAUUGUGCAAUUCCAAGUCCCUGCAUAAGGACAGUAAAUAUAGCAUGUGGAAGAAAUGCACAAACCAAUAAAAAAAUCCCCGGCAAAAGAAAUGCUAAAGUCAUUGGUAUUCUGUGGUGUGCAUUAGUGGAGCUGGCAGAACAACAGGUUUCUGAAUGCCUAAAGUAAAAUGAACAUAAAAUAUUUUUAUGAAUAAUAUUUUACCAAGUCUUUUUUUUUAACAAAUAAAGUCAGCUCAGUGCCACCAUAAAA
This is a messenger RNA of Xenopus tropicalis (tropical clawed frog), 1903 nucleotides long. It is a transcript of the gene ctxn3, whose product is annotated as cortexin 3. Gene Ontology annotation, cellular component: membrane. The record is from RefSeq and is marked validated. Lineage: Eukaryota; Metazoa; Chordata; Amphibia; Anura; Pipidae. The coding region runs from base 153 to 518 and encodes 121 amino acids. The transcript has 2 exons.